AGCAAAGCAAUCGAAACCUCUGCCUGGCAACGAUGAAACUGCUGCCUCUCCUCCCGUUUCUCGCCUUCUCUGCUGUCGUCGAAGCGCGGGAGCGGCCCGUCGACCCAGUCGACCACCGUCGCUAUGCCUCCGGCGAAGUGAUGGACAGCAUCAUGAAGGUCAAGACGGCGACGUGGGACCACUACAGAGCGCUGGGAUACUUCGAUCCCGGACGCCACUCGUCGACAAACACGUUUAGGCGGUGUAAUAACGGCCAUGUCACGAUGAACGAUAAUGGGAUCAUGACGAAAUAUGCUUGCAAGAAUCUCGACCUUACCGGACAUCUCACGCACGAUGAUCUGGGCUCUGUCGAUGCUACCGAAAGGAUCGGAAGCUCCAUCUGGGGUUAUACCCUUGAAGGCCGCGAGUUUGUGGCCAUCGGACAAACCGACGGCGCGGCGUUCGCGGAAGUCGUUGGCAAGGGCUGGUGGAACCGUGUUCCGUUCUAUGGCAAGAAGGAGGGAUCACUCGAUUACAUCGGACGGCUUCCACAGACUCCGGGUGCGCUGCCUUCCAUUUGGAGGGAGAUCAAGGGGUACAAGCACUACGCCAUCAUUGGCUCCGAAGCGGUGGCCCACGGAAUCCAGAUCUUUGACUUCCACAAGCUCCUCGAAGUCCGCUCCAACUUGAACCGCCUCUCCACGGCUACCAGAGUCUUCAGUCCCACCAGCGACAUCUCCCACUUCGCCGACCUCCCCGUCGGGCGCUCGCACAACGUCGUCAAUGCCGAAGCCUCCGAGCACAUCAUCGCCGUUGGCGCGGCGCCUCGCACCGACACGUGCGCCUCCGGUCUGAUCUUCAUCGACAUGUCUGACCCGGCGCGGCCCAAACGCACCGGUUGCGCCUCGGGAGAUGGCUACGUACACGACGCGCAGUGUCUGAUCUACAAAGGCCCUGACCACAAAUACGACGGCACCGAGAUCUGCUACGGCUACAACGAGGACUCCCUGACCAUCUACAACAUCACCGACAAAACCACCACAAAGAUCAUCUCCAGGACCUCGUACGAGGGCGCGAGUUACACGCACCAGGGUUGGGUCCUCGACACCGAGAACCAGGAGUUCCUCCUCCUCGACGACGAGCUGGACGAGCGUGACGGCGCAAUCGAGUCCGGCCGUGCCACCACGUUCGUCUGGAACAUCACCUCCCUUGAGGCUCCCAUCCUCACGGGCAGCUUUACGAGCGAUGUCCCCUCCAUCGACCACAAUCAAUACAUCAAGAACAUGUUCUCCUACCAAUCCAACUACGGUGCCGGCCUGCGUGUGCUGGAUGUGUCCUCCGUCCCAUCCGAUCCGACCGGAAAGGGGAUCAAAGAGGCUGCGUUUUUUGAUGUCUUCCCCGACGACGACGAUGCCCCAGAACCCGUGUUUAUCGGCUCGUGGGCCAAUUACCCUUUCUUUAGGAGUGGACAUAUCGUCGUUAAUACGUAUGACCGUGGCGCGUUUGUGGUCAAGAGAAGUAAAACGGUUAGCAGAGGCGUACGAGCAGAGUUUUAGGAGAUGGUACGUAUACAUGUACCUACUCAAGUAUGUACUCCAAGUAGAAUAGUCUUAGUAUAUGGACAAUAUGAAUGAUGAAGGACGGAGGUCAUGGAUGAACCGGGCAAUGAGAAAUACAAUAGAGCACAAUAGCUCUUGUU
Tricharina praecox is the source of this 1678-nucleotide messenger RNA. RefSeq lists its product as uncharacterized. Bases 33 to 1535 code for a protein of 500 amino acids. The transcript has 4 exons. The record is from RefSeq and is a predicted model, not a curated record. Gene Ontology annotation, cellular component: extracellular region. NCBI's taxonomy places the organism in Eukaryota, Fungi, Ascomycota, Pezizomycetes, Pezizales, Pyronemataceae.